Messenger RNA from Nymphalis io (European peacock), 1010 nucleotides. RefSeq lists its product as uncharacterized. Lineage: Eukaryota; Metazoa; Arthropoda; Insecta; Lepidoptera; Nymphalidae. Bases 312 to 755 code for a protein of 147 amino acids. The transcript is spliced from 4 exons. Gene Ontology annotation, molecular function: carbohydrate binding. The record is from RefSeq and is a predicted model, not a curated record.
AUGUCAAAAUGUCAUAUGUCAAACAUUUAUUAGGUAGCUAAUGUUCUUUUUAAAACGACACGCCUGACGCCAGCGUAAUGUGAAUUUGUAUAAAAUGACUAAGGUAUUAUAAAAUGUUAAAUGAAAACUGAAACAAAUAAUGAUUUCACACUUCUGUAAUUCAAUCUUGUGUCUAAAAGGAAAUACCUUAUAAACUCAAUUUCAACUGAAGUAUACGGUACGGUAUUGGUAGGAGUAUAAUAUUGAGUACUAGCAGCCGCGUAGAACAUGAUACAUACGAGACGAGAUUAAACGGACAUACGCAGGUAACGAUGUGGUCAACAAUAGGAAACGAAGAAAUAUUUAAGUUACCGAGACCUUUGAAGAAUGACGACAUAAUAAGUAUACGUGGAAACAUGACAGAAAAUAAAGAUAACUUGAUCUUUAAUUUAAAAACUGGUAUACCUUCACAAAAUAAUCAAGAUUUUGCCAUACAAAUGAAAAUAGAUUUUAUUGAGGAUAUUAUUACAUUAGUAACAAAUAAUAGUGGACCAAGAGAUCCAGAAAGUCAAAGGCCUUCAAGAAUACUGAACAGUUCCGACUUCAAGUUGAAAUUACAAAUAAGAAAUUAUGAGGAUUCAAUACUUAUAGACAUCGCUAUUGGAGAUUAUUCUCUCGAUUCUUUAGAACUGGAUAGAAAUACAUUAGACAACAUCACAUUUUUUACAAUAAGCAAUGUAAUCAAAGUUGAAGAAUUGACAUUUACUUAUGUGUAAUUUUUUUAAUUAUUAUUUUGUGUAUUUGUUGAUGUAUGAAUACUAUUUUACACCUAAGUAUAUUUUGUGUUGUACUCAACAUGUUUCCAUUAAUUUCAUCAGUAUUAAUUUGUUAAGAACAGCGAGCAUUUUAAAACAAUCUAUAUUAUAGUAAUAAAACAUAUUUUUAAGAAUGAACCCACCCAUGUUAUGUUUAAUGCCUUUGUGAAAUGUUAUUGUUCUGUAUUUUUAUUAAAGUGUACUAUGUUGAUAUGA